UAGGAGAAGAAAUCUCACCCUGACACUGCACACCCCACUAUGGACACCAGGAGACCACCCCCCUCCCCCACCUACCUGACACCCCGAACACCCACCUUACUACUCGCCCUGUGCCUGUCCUCCCUCAUCCUUCCAGGGAAAUCAGAAGACUUCCAACUGCCAGGAUCUCCGAAUGACAUCCCCCUCCAACCCAACAGCCUGGCGGUGGCCCUCGGGGAGUUGCUGGACUACAACCAGGACAGGAGUCUGAGUCUGGAGAAGAAAGCAAGUCAGCUGCCCCGGUGUGACGUCGGGGAACGUUGCGCCAUGAAGCACGGCCCGCGGAUCGGGAAGUUGUGCGACUGCCUGCGAGGAGCCUCCUGCAGCUCAUUCAUGCUGCGAUGUUACUAGCCCCUCCCACCCAUGGGCGGGGUCACCGGUCGCCCUUGUGAUGACACCGUCUUGUACUCCGCCGCCGUUUCCCGCCAUCCCUGCGACUUACUGUCCCACUUAAACCCCA
Molecule: messenger RNA, 499 nt
Organism: Rana temporaria (common frog)
Lineage: Eukaryota; Metazoa; Chordata; Amphibia; Anura; Ranidae
Product: cocaine- and amphetamine-regulated transcript protein-like
Exons: 3
Coding region: 40-390 (116 amino acids)
Biological process (GO): negative regulation of appetite; G protein-coupled receptor signaling pathway; adult feeding behavior
Molecular function (GO): neuropeptide hormone activity
Source: RefSeq, a predicted model, not a curated record